UUGCAAUUGGAAUUAGACAACUCAAAAACGACACAGAUAUUGAAUGUCAUGGCGAAUAUUACUCUACCGAACGCGGUGGUGCCCGAUUGGGCUGCAGGAGUGCCGGAAGAACGUUGGAAAGCUGAACUGUUGGAACGCAUACGUCAACGUGAUUAAUCAUGUAAUGUAGUUAAUCAGCAAAAAAGUACUUAAAUACCAUAGCAUAGUGUUUUAGAUUUUCGUGGCGAUAAUACUGGUUUGUAGAAGAAAUGUGCAAUGUUUGCUACUUUCAAUUGCCAUAUAGAAUUGCUCGCUGAUUCCAAAAAUCUAGUUAGUUUUUUAUUCUAUGGAUAAGUUCUGGAGAUAUUUUCAAUUUACCGUUAUUCAACUUAAAACAAAAAGUGGUUCCAUUUUGGGCCAGUUUUUCAAUGCACGGCCAUGCUUUAAACUCAGUUUAAACUCCCGAUCUGGCUGGUUGAAACUAAGAUCGGCCAAUCAAAUGCCAGCCAGCUAUUCAAUUUAAACUCAGUUUACUUCAUCUAAGUUUAACCUAACACUGAAAAACUGGUCCUUAAAUACCUUUAUCUUUCGAACGAAUUUAACAUUUUAUUAUGAAAUACGGCAAAUGAAAGCUAAGGAAAUUCUUCAUACACCGUAUGUCGCCUGGGUAAAAGAUUUUCGUAAGCGCAAUUUUGACGAUUUUUAGUUCUAAAUGCAGUUAUAUAUUUUGAAAUAAGGUCUUUCGAUUGGUGUUAUC
Messenger RNA from Rhagoletis pomonella (apple maggot), 736 nucleotides. RefSeq lists its product as uncharacterized. The record is from RefSeq and is a predicted model, not a curated record. Lineage: Eukaryota; Metazoa; Arthropoda; Insecta; Diptera; Tephritidae. Gene Ontology annotation, biological process: spermatogenesis.